AUGGGAAGUAACCGCCCUAAGAAUUUCCGACGGCGAGGCGACGACGGCGGCGAUGAAAUCGACGGUAAAGAUGCUAACGCCGCGGGGAAACCGUCUUCUGCUCUGUCCUCGUUGAAACCUAAAAAACUCCCAGCCUCGGACCCGAAGAAGAAGCUCCUCAGUUUUGCAGACGAAGAGGAGGAAGAAGACGGACCUCUCCGUGUGCCGGUAAAGCCUAAGAACGGCAGAGAUCGGAUCAAAUCUUCAUCGCGUCUUGGCGGUUUGGGGUCUUCCCACAAACUUAACGCUUCUUCCACCAAGGAGCAGCGUCCUGCUUCUUCUUCCUCCACCGUGGCUCCGUUUUCCAACGUGCUUCCCCAGGCCGGCUCUUAUACGAAAGAGGCUCUGCUCGAGCUCCAAAAGAACACACGGACGCUUCCGCAUUCUCGCCCUAAUGCCAAUACCGAGCCCAAGUUAGUGCUUAAGGGUUUAAUCAAACCUCAGCAGGAGCAGGAGCAGCAGAGUCUGAAGGAUGUGGUCAAACAGGUCUCGGAUUUGGACUUCGAUGAGGAAGGUGAAGAGGAGCUCACUGAAGAUGUGUUUGUUAAUCAGGCGGCGAUUAUUAGAGCCAAUAAAGAGAAGAGGAGGCAGUCACGUUCAGCUCCGGCACCCGAUUUCAUAUCACUGGAUGGUACUACUGCUAAUCAUUCUGCAGUUGAAGGGGUUAGCGAUGAGGAAGCUGACUUUCUGGGAGGUUUCAUCGGUGCGAAACCUCACAAAAGUGAAGGUGUGUUUAAUUUCGGCGAUGAAAAGCCUACAGAUAAAGAAUCCACUAUAAGUAGUUUUGAUGAGGAUGAGGAUGAAGAAGAGAAGAAGUGGGAGGAGGAGCAAUUAAAGAAGGGUAUUGGUAAAAGAAUGAGUGAAGGGUCUAAUAGAACUGCAAGUAGUAAUGGAAUCGGCGUGCCUUUGCAUCCACAACAGCAGCCACUACCACAGCAGCAACCGCAGAUGUAUGCUUAUCAUGCAGGGAUGCCACUUGGUUCCGUGCCCCCUACCAUUGGUCCAGCUAGUAGUGUCGAUACAUUGCCAAUGUCACAACAAGCCGAGGUUGCCAAGAAGGCAUUGAAAGACAAUGUGAAGAGGCUAAAGGAAUCUCAUGCAAAAACCGUAUCCUCGCUGACCAAGACUGAUGAGAAUUUGACUGCUUCAUUGAUGAGUAUCACAGCGCUUGAAAGUUCUCUAGCUGCAGCUGGAGACAAGUAUGUCUUCAUGCAAAAACUUAGAGACUUCAUUUCCGUUAUCUGCGACUUCAUGCAGGAGAAGGGUUCCUUAAUCGAGGAAAUUGAAGAACGAAUGAAGGAACUCAAUGAGAAACACGCCUCAGCUAUUCUAGAAAGGAGAACUGCAGAUAACAAUGAUGAAAUGGUAGAGUUGGGGGCUGCCGUGAAAGCAGCAAUGACAGUUCUAAACAAACAAGGAAGCAGUGCUUCAGUGAUUGCUGCUGCUACAAGUGCUGCAUUGGCUGCCUCUGCUUCUAUAAGACAGCAGUCGGAUCAACCAGUCAAACUCGACGAAUUUGGCAGAGACGAAAACAUGCAGAAGCGCAGGGAAGUGGAACAGAGGGCUGCAGCCCGUCAGAAAAGGCGAGCCCGGUUUGAAAAUAAGCGUGCAUCAGCCAUGGAGAUUGAUGGAUCGUCUCUGAAAAUAGAAGGAGAAUCAAGUACUGAUGAGAGUGACAGCGAGACUUCAGCUUACAAGGAAAGCAGGGAUAAAUUACUUCAGUGUGCUGAUAAAGUCUUCAGUGAUGCGUCUGAGGAAUAUUCCCAGCUUUCAAGGGUGACGGCGAGAUUUGAGAAGUGGAAGCGAGACUAUUCAUCUACUUAUCGGGAUGCUUACAUGUCUUUGACAGUUCCUUCCAUCUUUUCACCUUAUAUAAGAUUGGAGCUUUUGAAAUGGGAUCCUCUUCAUCAGGAUGUGGGUUUCUUUAACAUGGAAUGGCAUGAGUUGUUAUUUAACUAUGGGAGGCCAGAAGAUGAGGAUGAUUUUGCACCAGAUGAUACUGACGCCAACCUUGUCCCUGAGCUAGUGGAAAAGGUUGCGAUUCCUAUUUUGCACCAUCAGAUAGUUCGUUGUUGGGAUAUACUUAGCACCCGGGAGACAAGAAAUGCCGUUGCUGCUACAAGCUUGGUGACAACUUAUGUUUCUGCUUCAAGCGAGGCCCUAGCAGAACUAUUUGCUGCUAUUCACUCUCGUCUUGUUGAAGCCAUAGCAGCUAUUACGGUUCCAACAUGGGAUCCUCUGGUAUUGAAAGCUGUACCUAAUGCUCCACAAGUUGCAGCAUAUAGGUUUGGGACAUCAGUCCGGCUGAUGAGAAAUAUAUGCAUGUGGAAAGACAUCCUGGCGCUUCCAGUGUUGGAGAACUUGGCUCUGAGUGACCUUUUACUUGGAAAAGUCCUACCUCAUGUCAGAAGUAUCUCAUCAAAUAUCCAUGAUGCUGUGACAAGAACUGAAAAGAUCGUUGCUUCUUUGUCUGGCGUAUGGACAGGACAAAGCGUCACAAAAACCAACAGUCGGCCGUUGCAACCUCUUGUGGAUUGUAUACUGACACUUAGAAGAAUUCUGGAGAAAAGGCUUGCCUCAGGACUGGACGAUGCGGAAACCACUGGUCUUGCCCGCCGGUUAAAGAGAAUACUAGUCGAGCUCCACGAACACGACCACGCCAGGGAAAUUGUCAGAACAUUCAAUCUCAAGGAGGCAGUGUAA
This is a messenger RNA of Microthlaspi erraticum, 2742 nucleotides long. The record is from the annotation of a GenBank genome assembly. NCBI's taxonomy places the organism in Eukaryota, Viridiplantae, Streptophyta, Magnoliopsida, Brassicales, Brassicaceae.